AAAAAAUACUACUAAAAACUUUAUUUAUAUCAGGUUAGGUUAGUCAAGUCUAGAUUUAACAUUUAAUUUAGAAAUUGUUACUCGUUCUCGUAACAAAUGUAGUUUUCUGAACAUAAAACACCAUAUUUCUCCUUAAUGUUUUUUUUUUUUUUUUUUUUUUUUUUUUUUUUUUUUUUUUUUUUUUUUUUUACAAAAGAAAUUUAGAAAAUGUGUCCUUAAUGUUAGUUUAACCACAUUUUCUAAAUUUUUUAUGUAAAAAAAAAAAAAAAAAAGCAAAGAUAUUUACUGUAUAAUGGAUUUGGAGCCUAUAUUCUGGUGAGUAAAUAAAAUUCCCAAAGUCCCUUAUCCUCUCGUACCCUCACUCAACUCUCUCUCUGUCUUUCCACUGAGCAACCACCACACCCGUUUUCUUCCGGGUCAGAAGACCACUUUUCUGACGGGGUCGGACUGCUGCUCCACCAAGCCCAACACCGGCCCACCUGCAACUCCACCCGACCCACCGCGGCUAUACCAAAAUCCUCUGUUCAGAUCCUCUAUUGGCCGAGAGUCCCAGAGAUGCAAUGAUGCUUACUUGGUUGAAUACAUAUAACCUCUCGGUGAGCCUGCUUGAACCUACCUUGGUUCCUAUGGUAUAAAACUUCAAACAUGGAAGUUUUUUGCCACCACUCUCUUUCUCUAUCGGCUAAUUUUCCAAAGUUUUUCCCUACAAUGUCCGCUACUGGAUUACUUACUUCCAUUCCAUUUCAUAACACUCCUUUCCUGAAUUUAUUUCCAUGUAAGCUCAAUUUAGUGCAAAAUUUUAAAGCUGAGGCUGCAGCAACUCAUAAUGUGGGUCUUAAGGACUUACCACACCGUAAAAACUACUUAUUGUCAAGAAUCCAACAUGCUAAUGAUUUUGUUAACUCCAAUCAUCAAGCUGUGGAAGAUGAGGUUGUUGAAUGUUUUGCUCUCCUUAACCAAAUAAACAGAAAUAGUAGUGGGACUAACAACAAUUCUUCCACUUGUAAACAAGUCCAUGGACGUCUUGUCAAAGUGGGUGCUUUAAAGGCUGAUUCUUUCACAGGGAAUAUGCUAGUGGUGGCCUACUCAAAGAGUUUAGAGUUGUUAAGUGAUGCUAUCAGGCUGUUUGAUGAAAUUCCAAGGAGAACUGUAUCCGCGCAUGCUGCUUUGAUAAGCUCAUUCUGUCGAUUCGAGAAAUGGAUUGAUCUUUUCUUGGCUCUUGGGAUGAUGAUAAAUGAUGGCAUGUUACCUGACAGAUAUCUUAUACCAACUAUCUUAAAAGCUUCUUCUGUAAUGGGAGUGGAAAACAUUGGUAAAAUGGUUCAUGGAUAUGCCAUUAGGAGGGGGCUUGAUGAAGAUGUUGUUGUUGGGAAUGCUCUUAUUGAUAUGUAUACAAAUUGUGGGGGAUUGAGAUUGUCAAAGAGUGUUUUUGACACAAUGAACUCAAGGGACGUGGUUUCUUGGACUGCCCUCAUUGUUGCUUAUAUGGUUCAUGGUCUUCUUGACAAGGCAAUGGACAUAUUUUGCAAGAUGGAGUUGGAAGGUGUGGAAGCCGACUUGAUUUCUUGGAAUGCCCUUGUCUCAGGCCUUGCCAUGAAUGGGGAGAUUGAAAUGGCUUUUAGAAGUCUAGAAGAGAUGCAAAGAAAAGGGGUUAGGCCACAAGAGAACACUUGGAAUGGAAUUAUCUCAGGCUGCAUUCAGAAUGGAUUUUAUGGAGAUGCUUUAGAUGCAUUUGUUAAAAUGUUUCGGACUUCCUUGAUCCCUAAUGUUGUGACAGUCUCCAGCAUUCUACCAGCUUGUGCUAGCUUGAAAGAUCUAAAUUUGGGAAAAGCAAUUCAUGGAUACAUUAUUAAACUUGGUCUUCAUGGCGAUUCUCAUGUUGAUGGGUCAUUAAUUGGUAUGUAUUGGAAAAAUGGAAGGAUUGAUGAUGCAGAAAAUAUUUUCGUCAGGAUAAUGCACAAAAGUACUUUCGUAUGCAAUGAGAUGGUUGCAGCUUACAUGAGUGAUGGAAAUGUGGAAUCAGCUCAAAGCCUUUUUAUGUCAAUGAAAGACUCUGGUCCAAAACCUGAUGUUAUUACUUAUAACACUAUGCUUGCUGCCUGUUUCGGGCAUGGAAGAAUUGAGGACAUUUUCAAACUGUUGUAUGAAAUGCCUGAAAUGGGUUUGUUACCAAAUGUUGUUACAUUCAACAUUUUAGUAUCUGGCUAUCAGCAAGCUGGCAUGAGUCAUGAAGCUCUGAGAUUGUUCCAGGCCAUGCAAUCACCUCAUAGUGUCAGCUUUCUUCCUCAGAUAAUGGAAAAUUCGAUUGAACCAAAUACUGUAACUGUUACUGGUGCCCUUGCAGCUUGUGCUAAUUUAGGUUCAUGGCGCCAUGGGAAGGAACUUCAUGCUUAUAUUGUCAGAAAAGGGCUUGACUCUAAUAUUUUUGUAUCAAGCUCACUGGUUGAUAUGUAUGCAAAAUGCAAUGAUAUAAACUCAGCAACAGAUGUUUUUUGGCGAACAAAUAACAGGAAUACAGUUACAUGGAACAUAUUGAUUGCAGGUUACAUCAACAGUAGUUUGGAGCACGAGGCAUUCAGACUCUUUGAUAGAAUGCUUAAAGAAGGGGUUGAACCAAGCCCUAUUACUUAUAUGAUACUCAUUCCUGCCUGUGGAGAAACAGGGGCUCUUAGAUUAGGGAGAGAAAUCUAUGGAUACCUUCUGAAGAAUCAGUUUGAUCAGUCUGAUGAUUACCUUGCAAGACCUUUGAUAAAUAUGUAUGAUAACGGUGGCAGGGAGGCCAAACGGGUACUUGACUUCAAACUACAAUUUAAGAGCACAUUUAAAUAUGAUAAUCUAAUGAAAUACAUUCAUUAUACUUCUUUUGUACCUAUUUCUAUAGGACCUUUCUAAGAAAUAUUGGAGCUGCUUAAAAAAUAGUAUUACAUGUUACCCAAGUAUAAUAUCUAUAGUGGAAACAUUAGACUUUUAUACAUUAUAGCUCUAACUUUUUGCGUGCUUGUGUUGUACGGAGUAAGAAAAUUGAUGAUGUGGAUGGCCUACCAAGCAUUUUUGUUCAGGAAUGUCCACAACUACAAGACAUUAGUGAUGGAAAUUUGAGAUGAGAGAGAGAAGGAUACUUGUUCCAUCAAUGGUUAUGGGAGGGAAAGAAGGGAAGAAACUUGAGGAAAUGAUACCACUCCAACAUUAAAUUUGCUAAGCUAGCAUUCUGUAAAGUGCCAGUGCUUUAGCAAAGGUGGUGUGUCAUUUCAACAUUUUUCUUGAAGCAUUGGCGUGGCAUACUAAGCUCCUAACUAGUUAUGUUGCUAGUGCCCCUAUAUUUUCUAUGAGCAGGCCAGAAUUUCCAUAAUGGUCAUGCAUGAAAGUAUGUAAGAAUAAUUCAGACAAAAUAUGGAAAGUUUAUGUAUGUUCAGUGUGUGCAAAUAUCUCUAAUCCAAUUUGAAGAAGCUUCAUUGAUUCCUCUAGUAUUUCUUCAAGUUCAAAGAACAUAAGGAGUUGCUUGCUUUGGAAUUCUCUAUGAUUUUAACUAAAGCAAAGGAUUAGUGAGUUAGAUGUGAAGAACUAGUGUUAUUGCCCUUGGCUCAGCAUACAGGUUAGUUGUCGUUUCUUGAUGUUGUCAUUGAAUUAGAAUUCUGUAAUGCUGUAUGGUAUGUUUAUUUGACGUGUCUCUUUAUACAUGCACUUUAAUCCAAGACAUUCUCUUGAUGAGUUGAUGUAUAUAAUUGUAGCCCAUGGUAAACUAUUGAGGUGCUAAAUAGUAAAUACCAGUGUAGUUUUGCAUUAUAUGGGCCAUUCUUUAUUAAAACUCUACUGAAGGCUAUUUUAAUAUAAGCUGUAAUGGUAGCUUUUUGGUAUCAUUUGUGAUGUUGCUUGUGCUUAUAUUAUCAAUGGAAUGCAUGUUUAACUGUAGCAUUUUAAAAAAAAAUAAUGGUUUAAUAAUUAUUAUGCGAAUUAUAACUAGUGUAACAAGUGUUUACCAAAGUCUUAGUUUGUGUUUGUCUAAUGAUGCUAUUAGUGGUAUUUCAUUGAUGCAAUUUACAAUGUUUACUAGAUGAAGAUAUGAAGCAUCAUUAUUCCAUCAAUACUGAAUAUAUGAAGUUCCAAUUAUUCUGCUGACCAAAGUAUCAUUACCAAUGUCGACAUCCUUUGGUUGUGGAAUAUAUGAACUAAAUUUGUAAAUGUGCAAGAUUGAGAAAUUGUUGAUAAUAAAGUAGGACAUGUUUUAUGCAAGCGAUGAAUUAGUUUUUCUGUGGAAGGGAAGCUUCCUUGUGACUGUUACAUUGGAAGGAAUUUAUCCUUCUGCAGCAUCUGCCCUGAACAGCAUAGCUUGUGAACUGCCUGUGGAACAGAGUUUUCAAUUUACUAUACUGCUAUAGAUACGGUCGAUGGUCUUUGGCGUAGCUGCUGCCUUGUGUUUUUGCUACAGCUGUAACUGCCUGCUUUAUUAUUUCUGUAGAAGUUGCUAGUACAUCUGUAGCAAGUGUUGCUGCUCUCUAGCUUCUUUCAGUGUUGUUUCUUGGAGCUGCACCAGCUACAACAGCAUAGCUUACAUGCUUUUUUCAUCGUUGUUUGAUGGUUCCAACUUCCAAAUAUAUUUAUGCUUUGCAUCUGUUGUUGUCGUCGUUUUUUUUUUUUUUUUUUUUUUUUUUGCUUACUCUAAAUUCUUUUCCAUUCUGCUUCUGUAUAUAAAUGGAAUGGACUUCACCAGAUAUCAUUCGAGCUGUUGAGAAUCGAAAGGUUUGACCUUGCAGCACAAAGCUAUCCUCUCUUUUCCAUUGAAAAGAAAUGAUCACAGCAUCACAGACUUGCAGAAGCGGCAUCUCAUACUACAGCAUUUCAUUACACGGUGCUUCAUGGAUAUUACAGCGAGAUUGACAUUGAAAAAAAAAAAAAAACGCUGUACUGUCAUUUUAAUUCAAUAGCUUUUGAAUUUGAUCAAUUUGUUAAUCUCUAUUUAAUGAACUCAUAUGCCCCCCAAAAUUACAUUUAGCAAUUAAUAUAUAUGGCUUGCAGUUGCGACUUGUUUCUGUAUUUCUU
This is a messenger RNA of Chenopodium quinoa (quinoa), 5037 nucleotides long. Its product is annotated as pentatricopeptide repeat-containing protein At1g19720-like. Gene Ontology annotation, molecular function: RNA binding; protein binding. The transcript has 2 exons. The record is from RefSeq and is a predicted model, not a curated record. NCBI's taxonomy places the organism in Eukaryota, Viridiplantae, Streptophyta, Magnoliopsida, Caryophyllales, Amaranthaceae. Gene Ontology annotation, biological process: RNA modification. Bases 646 to 2892 code for a protein of 748 amino acids.